AUGGCUCCGAAGAAGCGUCCGGCUGUCGAAGGAGAGAAGCGGGCGACCCGCGGCUCUACGGUGACUGCGGCAAGGGCGACCCGUAGCCAGACUGCUGUGGGGAAACUGAAUCUAACCCCUCCCCUCGGCCACGAGUCUUCGCCUAAGAAGAAGAAGGCGAAAACCCCAACUCCGAAGGAGCAGGAGGCGAAGCCCGAGGAGGAAGUCCCAGCGCCGCCCUCGGACCCGGAGCAAACGGAGGAGAAGCCGGCAGGUGACGGUGCGGCGGAAGGAGUUGUUGAUAAAGCUGCUAAACCGGAGGAUGACGCUGAGAAGGCCGGUAGCGACGGAGAAGCUAAGGAUGAUGUUGGCGAGGCCGAGAAAGUUGGCAAGGGGGUGGAAGCGCCGGAGCAGGACAACGGUGGCAGUGCCGCGGCGAGGACUGUGGUCAUCGAGCACUGCAAACAAUGCAGACAAUUCAAGGUGAGGGCUGAUAAGGUGAAAGAUGGCUUGGUGGAAGCUGUACCUGGGAUUACUGUGCUGCUCAAUCCUCAUGGGCCGCCUAGGAGGGGUUGCUUCGAGGUACGAGAGGAAGGAGGCAGAGUCUUCAUCAGUCUUCUGGGUAUGAAGCGCCCAUUCCAGCCAAUGAAGGAUCUUGACAUGGAUCAAGUUGUGGCAGACAUUGCUAGCAAGCUCAAAUGA
Molecule: messenger RNA, 681 nt
Organism: Linum trigynum
Lineage: Eukaryota; Viridiplantae; Streptophyta; Magnoliopsida; Malpighiales; Linaceae
Source: the annotation of a GenBank genome assembly